UUGCACAGUCAUGCAGCUGAGUAACUUCCCAAGGAAAAUUUAGUAAUUUGAAGAGCUCGAUGGAGCUCUGAACUAGUCCUAGCUCAUAGCCAUGCUCUCUCCAAAACAUACUUGGUUGUAUCUCAAUAGCGCGUCGGAGGGAGGUUUUCGACGAGCUACGGAAUUGUCAAUACUCCUGGCUACGAAAGCCUUCGUUCAAGAAGUGGGAAUGCAGUAUAGCGUCACGCCAGUAUAAAUGCGGUGUAGUGUAUGAUUGUCACGCAGCACGUUAGUUUCUUCGGCAAAACAAUUUGGACCUGACGACGGUGGAGUUCGGAGUGGUAUUCUCAGCAGAGUGUUGACUGGCAAUUCACUACAACAGUGACUGCACUAUAUGAGCAGUACGGUGCAGCAGUACGGUGCAGCAGUACGGUGCAGCAGCAGUAAUGGAAUGCAACUCUGCUGUGCCUGUUGGUGGUAGAAAUCACCAUGGGAACACCACAUGUAUGCACAGGCUAUUGGACAGAGGUCACCGGGCACUUCACUGGCUGUACUUUGGACAUGCAGACAGAUCACUACUCAGCAUGAACAGCAGGAAAUCAUCAGAACUGGACACCCUACCCUGUAACCCACCACUGUUUGACGCUGUCCUGAAGUCUACUAGCAAGAAUGAGGAAGAAGCAGUCCUUCGUCUAUCCUCCCUCGUUGAUCGUGAACUUGAACUGCGCAAUACAGCCAAUCCUACACCCUCUGAAGAAUGCACCAAGCAUGUCAUCUACAAUGACCUUGGUACAUAUGUGGGCCGAAGGAUGACGUCAUUCCACGCUGCUGUACUACGCAAUGAUGUCACCAUGACCAGGGCGCUGUAUCAACUCAACCCGUCUUUUCUCAACUGGUCAAGUCCGCAUGGGAUGUUUGAAGGUGAAAGUGCGCUGCAUGUUGCUGUGAUCAAUGCUGCUCAGUCUUCAUUCUGGUCCUGUCUUGAUGAGCUGGAAACAUGGCAAGCAGGCAGCCUGAACUGCGACAGCACAAGGUUUCCCGUCUUCCCUGAUCCGCCACCGGAGCAGGAUGAUCUGCUGGCCUUCCUCACGCCACUGUAUGCCCAGAAACGGGUGAAUGGUGGUUCUGAGCAGGCACUGAGCCCGCUCAAUGCAAUGAAAGCGAGGGGAACCUACUACAGGAGUGGAUGUGCUGCUGCUGAUGAUGUAGCUGGAAGCUGUGGUGCAUACCAACAGGUAACGUGGGGUGAGACACCACUGUCGUUUGCAACGUGCUUACUGUUGCCCCGUGUAGUGGCUCACCUGGUUAGCCAUGGAUCAAACCUCUUUCUUACAGACUGCAAGGGAAAUACCCUACUUCACCUGUUGGCCAUGCAGCAGUCACAUGAUGUGUCAUAUGACACAAAGAAAGGGAGCAGCCACUCGUGUGCACCUGCAGCCGCUGGACUUGAACUGAAUAACACGUGUCGACUGGCGUACAUGUGUGAGUUCAUCAAGGUGUUGGCAUGCCAACAGCGGGGCUGUUCACAUGGCAACGGCGAGUAUCACUGUUUGGAGGCACAGGCUAACAACAACGGAUUCACUCCACUUCACGUCGCUGCCGAAUGUGGAAAUCUAGAGGUGUUUCACUACCUGGUCAAUUCCCCUGGUCGGCGUCAUGAUGUCAUCACGUAUGCCAGUGUUCACACCGUGGCUUACAACCUGGAGGAUCUAGACUUUGUAUCCGAACAGAAACAACAACAACAACAACAACAACAACAACAACUUCAGCAGCAGCAGCAGUCGCAGCAGUCGCAGGCACAACAAGAGCAGCAGCAACAGCAAGAGCAACUGCAGCAGCAGCAGCCAAGGUCCCUCAAGAAACAAGAACGCAAAUUCCCUGCUACAGUCCUUGAAGUAAUUAUCUGUAGCCCACACGUUAAGGUGAGACUGGGCAUUUCACACGUCAAGGCAUGGCAGCUGUUGGACACAACACCGAUACAGCAGUUGGUAGACCUGAAGUGGAUGCAGUAUGGUUUCAUUGGUUUCUCCGUACUGCUCAUGUACAACCUUCUGUAUAUGGUGGUGCUGAGCCUGGUUGUGUUCUACAGGCCAGUCAGGCUAUCCGCAUGCCAUGGCUAUGAUGCAGCCAAUACAAGUACAUACAACGCAACCGCAAGAUACUGCAUGCCGCUCAUGAAACGCACUGUGCCGAUUGCCGCGGCAUACACGUCCACAGAGGACUACCUACGGGCAGUAGGAGAAGUCUUUGUCCUGGCCAACACAUUCCUGCAGCUGGCUUUUGAGAUCCGUGACUUUGUACGCCUAGGCUCGCAGGCCCUGUCCUAUGGCUGGAUAUGCAGAGGAAUCUGGUUCACAGCGUUCAAGUGGAUGUACCUUCUUCUGAUUCUGGUGGCAGCUGUCCUGCGAGUGAUUGGAUCGGACUACGAGGAUGUGGUGUUGUCUUGGAUCGUGCUAAUGGCCUGGUUAUACACACUCACCUAUGGGAGAUGCUUCAAACCACUGGGACAUUAUCUGCUCUCCCUGGAAGAGAUAUUCUUCAAGGAUAUUCCGCGGUUUUGUAUCAUUUUCAUGAAGACCUUGAUUGGAUUCAGUCUUGUGUUUUACAUCCUGUUUCAGGAAGCAGCUCCGUCCAGUCCGCUCAAGUUCUCCGGAUUCUGGCGCGCGAUGCUCACGUUGUUCCGCAUGUCCCUGGGCCUCACCGACGUGUCCACUGCCGAAAUACGGCAAACCAAAGUGGCCGGUUGGAUCGCUGUCUACAUGAUCUUAUUUCUGAUCAUCUCGUAUCUUCUGCUGAUCAACUUCCUCAUCGCUACCAUGCAGCAUAGGCAAGAUAAACUAUUGGAGAAUGCCGACGUCAACUGGAAAACUCUGGUGACAGCCAGUCUAAUUUUCAUUGAGCGUCGUCUCUCCUGGAUGUUGCCGGCCAAAAUGAUGAAGAUUGGUCGCCAUGGCGAGGAGCUGGGCUUGGGUGCCAACAAACGGUUUCUGUGCAUUUCGCAGAAAGCAUCAAAUGGCCAUGGUACCAACCAGGGCUGUCGGUUUACUCCGCAUCGCCCACCUUGCUGAGUGUGGACAAAUCAUCGCCGAAUGGAGAUGGUUGGAAGACGUGUGAUGUCCCAUAAAUGGAUAGCAUGUAUGUCGUGCACCAUACGUGUAAGACAUGCAGUGCAGAUCAUCAACGCUGAUGAUAACUGAUCAUUUUAAACGUCUCUUUAAUAGUUGUGUAGUGAGAGCACUAAAAAAGUUGAUUUGCCUACAAGUACCGUGAUUAUACUCUAUACACUAUACAUGUACUAUGUCGGGCUUGAGAUUCCACAUGAGCACAGGUUUUUUUCUUCUUCUGAUCAUACUCUGGAUAUGAACUUUGACCUAUUCAAUGUGACUUCAAUCAAAGAAUUACUUGAAUCA
Sycon ciliatum is the source of this 3389-nucleotide messenger RNA. RefSeq names its product transient receptor potential cation channel subfamily V member 5-like. The record is from RefSeq and is a predicted model, not a curated record. NCBI's taxonomy places the organism in Eukaryota, Metazoa, Porifera, Calcarea, Leucosolenida, Sycettidae. The coding region runs from base 426 to 3047 and encodes 873 amino acids. Gene Ontology annotation, cellular component: plasma membrane. Gene Ontology annotation, molecular function: protein binding; calcium channel activity. The transcript is spliced from 15 exons. Gene Ontology annotation, biological process: calcium ion import across plasma membrane.